This is a messenger RNA of Mugil cephalus (flathead mullet), 3918 nucleotides long. Its product is annotated as protein crumbs homolog 1-like. The record is from RefSeq and is a predicted model, not a curated record. Gene Ontology annotation, biological process: heterophilic cell-cell adhesion; establishment or maintenance of epithelial cell apical/basal polarity. Gene Ontology annotation, molecular function: calcium ion binding. Gene Ontology annotation, cellular component: protein-containing complex; plasma membrane. The transcript has 8 exons. Lineage: Eukaryota; Metazoa; Chordata; Actinopteri; Mugiliformes; Mugilidae. Bases 108 to 3173 code for a protein of 1021 amino acids.
AGCAGAGGUGAAGAUGGACCUGCACACACAAGUGUUCUCCACCCGUGUUUGACCUAAAAUGAACACAUCGGCGAAUAUUUAAUGCUUGGGAGGUUUUGUAAAGGACAAUGUUGAGAUUCAGUGUGCAUGUGUGGAUACUAUGGUCGCUUUAUGCAGGCACUUUGUUUGGUGAGGAGAUAAAUGGAUGUGAACAGCAGCCAUGCCAAAAUGGUGGUGUGUGUGAGAGCCACAAUGGAGGAUUCAGAUGCCUUUGUUCCAGUCAGAGCCAAAAUGGGCGCCUGUAUGGCGGGGAGAACUGCACAAUUGCACUUUCAGGCUGUGACGGCAACCAGUGUGAGAAUGGAGGAGUAUGCUCUCCCUUACUUGUAAACGACCGUCACACUCACACAUGCCUCUGCCGUGCAGGCUUCACGGGCCCUAAAUGCCAGAUUCCCACAGUUUUCUCAUUUGAGUCGCAGGGCUACAUGUACAUAGAGAGACAGCUUCUAGAGCCAGAAGCUCCUCUUAAUGUAACAUUCAGCUUUAGGACAGACAGGGCGAUUGGUACCCUCUUACAGCGACGAGUGGAUGACCUGUUGCUCAGCAUUGAACUGAUAGAUGGACAUCUCUGCCUCCUCAGCCUGAGGGGCCAAGGCUCCAGCACGGUGGUUCAAGAGCUCCCAGAGUAUGUGUCCAACAGCAAGUGGCACACAGUGGAAGCAUCGCUGGGCGGCGUGGUUAGCCUCAUCAGGCUGCUAUGCAUUGAAGGAAGCUGCACCAGAGACUCCAGCCCCGGCAGCCAGUUGCUUGAGCAAGCCUCGGUUCUCCCUGAGCCGGGAACAGUUCGUCAAAGCCUCUUCAUCGGAGCAGCUGGGGGGGACUGGGGAACUCUUGGCCGCGCAGAGGAUGGAGCAGUACACCCGCCUGGUUUCCUAGGCUGCUUCAGAGAUGUGUUUGUGGACUCACAUCUGGUGUUGCCUGUCAAAGGGCCAGCCAAUUCAGGCGCCCAGGCAAAUAUCACUGUGGGGUGCAGCGACCGAGACAAGUGCGACGAGAGCCCGUGCCAGAACCGAGGGCGCUGUGUGAGCCAGGGCUGGAGGAGGUUCGUGUGUGAAUGCCACAGGCCGUACGAGGGGAACGACUGUGGAGAGGAGUAUAUCACAGCAAGGUUUGGAAACAAGGACCUGGACAGUUACGCUGUGUUCUCGUUAGACGAUGUCCCGGGUGAUACUGUGACCAUAUCCAUGUUCAUCCGCACCAGACAGUCCAGCGGCCUGCUCCUCAUCUUGGCCAACAGCACCAGCCAGUACCUCCGCCUGUGGUUGGACCAGGGCAGGGUCAAAGUACAGGUUAACAACUUUGAGACCCUUGUUGGUCAGAGUGCCGUCAGUGACGGUCAUUUCCACUUGGUGACUGUGAAGAUGGAAGGAUUGGCAGCCAUCCUGCUCCAGUCAGCCCAAAGCCAGGGCUCCCUGCCCAUCAGGCACACCGAGGUCCAUCCUGGGGACUUGGUUUUCGUUGGAGGGCUACCAGACUCGAGGGCCACUGGUUCGUAUGGUGGCUACUUCAAAGGGUGUGUGCAGGAUCUGAGGAUUAACAGCAAACGACUGCAAUUCUAUCCAAUAGCAACUCCAGUGGAGUCUUACGAACUAGAGCAACACGUCAACGUUGCGCAAGGAUGCAGCAGCGACAACGCCUGCGCAGUCAACCCGUGUCUCAAUGCGGGAGUGUGUUACUCCAUGUGGGACGAUUUCAUCUGCAACUGCCCCCCCAACACUGCAGGGCAGCGCUGUGAGGAAGUGAAAUGGUGUGCGCUGUCCCCCUGCCCUGCUACUGCCAGUUGUCAGCCUCUCUCUCAGGGCUUUGAGUGUUUGUCCAAUGUGACGUUUCGUCCUGAAAGCAGCGUUCUGCACUACCGCAGCAAUGGCAAGAUCGACCGCCACCUCGCCACUGUCACUCUCAGCUUCCGCACAAGACAGUCAGCCGCCGUCAUACUCCACGCACAGAAGGACUCAGACUUCCUCACCAUCUCCCUCCUGAACUCUCAUUUAGUCAUGGAGCAUCAGGUUGGCAAGAAUUACUCCAAGGUUACCAUUCAAAGCCGGGAUCUGUUCAGUGAUGGAGAGUGGCACUUGGCGGCGCUCAGCCUUGAGAACCAGACAUCGGCCUCCAGGUGGAUCAUGGCUGUGGAUGGCGGCAAGGAGGAGAUAAGCAUGUCCAAAGCAGCUGUGGGUGACCUGGAGUUUCUCAGGGAGGGAGCAGACAUCUUCCUCGGGGGGCUCAGCCUGGAUGCUGGAGCAAACCUGUCUGGCUGUCUGGGAGCUGUGGAGAUUGGGGGUCUUCUUCUCCCUUUCCAUCUAGAUACAGAGUUGAACCUCCCCAGACCUCAGGAAGAGCAGUUUGUGAGGAUAGACAACAAUGCUGCUCCCCAGUAUGGCUGCUGGGGAGCCAACGUGUGUGCACCCAACCCUUGCCAAAAUAAGGGCGAGUGCGAGGACCUGUUUGACCUGCAUCAGUGCACAUGUCCCUCUGAGUGGACAGGUCCUCUGUGUCAAGACUCAACAGACAGCUGCAUCUCAAGCCCCUGCAUCUACGGAAACUGCACCAACCUACCCGGGGGGUUUAGGUGUGUGUGCUCUCUGGGGUUCAGCGGUGAGCACUGUGAGGCAGAAGUCAACAUGUGUGAAAACAGCGAAUGCAGAUAUGGUGCCACCUGUCUCAAAGGCUUCCAGAGCUACGCUUGCCUCUGUCCUCAGAAUCUGACAGGCCAAUACUGCGAAGAGAAAGUCCCUGAAAUCCCAUGGUACAUUGACAUCAAUCCACUUCCUCAGUUGCCUGUAUCUGUAUGUACGGGUACCAGAUGGAAUUACAGCUGCUUUAAUGGAGGAAACUGCUCUGAAGGAGACAACUGUUACUGCCUGCCUGGCUUCACAGGACAAUGGUGUGAGAAGGAUGUGGAUGAAUGUGCCUCGGACCCGUGCAUGAACGGAGGCUUCUGUGUCAACUACAUCAACAGUUUCGAGUGCGUGUGCGACAUGAACUACUCGGGGAUACACUGCCAAAUGGACGUUAGCGACUUCUACUUGUACCUCUUCUUGGGCCUGUGGCAGAAUCUCUUCCAGCUGGUGUCCUAUCUUGUGAUACGCCUCGACGACGAGCCAGAAAUUGAGUGGGGAUUUCACGUCAAUGAUUAGACCACUUUUUACCUACUAUGAUCCGACUGGACCAAACCUGGAGAACAGGGUCACACUGUGCUUUAGUGCACAAUUUGGUAACGUAAACCGGCAUCUUUUAGCCGUAUGAAUUUAAUUGUCUUCUGGGUAGAUACAUGCCAACAUAGACAAUAUGAGCAAAUAUAUCUACCUACACGGUUUCAUAGGUAAAGGGAAACCCUUUCUCUUUUGUGGCCUACUCUGAUUUAGGCUAAUAAAACAAGUAAAUACAUGUGAAACUAUGCAACGUUCACAGGAUCCUCACCGAUUAAACGCUGAAGAUCAGUAUUGUCUGCAACCAAGGAGGUUGUCCCAGGUUGCACACUGAAACACAACUAUACCAGAAGAGACAGAACAGCUGCAUUUAUAUACAUUAUAUGUGAAACUGUACUUCAUUUAUUAUAGCCUACCAACGGUAUCAGCAGUAGAAAUGUGUCUGUAUUUGGUAACGGCUGCAACAUGUUGGCACAAUGUUUAUUACAGUACAAACCUCACAUUAGAGCUCUUUAUGUGCCUUAAAUGCCCUCUUUUUAUGUGGUGCAGUUUAAUAACCAUUCUAAUCUACUGGGCACUAAUGAAAUUCUUGUCUGUAACUAGGAUGUUACAUAUUCAUAGCAAUUUAUGUACACAAGGUUGUUUUGCAUGCAAUGAAUACAGUACUUGAUAUUUAAGAAUGAGGAAAUAAACUGAACUAUUUGGAAAAUGGCAGCUUUUAUUUAAAACUUUA